AAAUUGUAUACAAUUUCUCUAUAUAAAUAAACCAAAGUUUUAUGGUGUCAACAAGCCAAGAAUCAAUUGUGAUUCAUACUAACAUAUAUUGCAUAGCUAGCAUAUCCAUCAGGGAAAGCAAAAUCCCCCAUGGCCUCUCCCUCAAUCUUCAAUUCAGAAUCCGAUGAAGAUUCCUGGGUCAUCCAAAUCAACCAGUUGGUGAGUGAAACCAACCUCUCAAUCUUGAACAAAAUGCCUGUGUGCAUAUACCAAGUCCCUAAAUCAUUGAGUUGUGCCAAGCCAGAAGCCUUUUCCCCACAACUUAUAGCCAUUGGUCCUUAUACUCACUUUCAUCCAGACCUCUAUCCCAUGGAAAGGUUCAAAGUUUUUGCAGCCAAAGGGGUCCUAGAUCACUUCAAAAAACAUGACUUCAAACAACUAAUUGAGCAACUCCGCAGCACAGGGCAAUUCAUCCGUGCUAGUUACCACAAAUACUUGGACUUCAAGGAAGAUACCUUAUUAUACAUCAUAGCCAUUGACGGUUUGUUCUUAUUGGAUUUCUUCCACAAUUAUCUCAAUGAGGAAGUGUCUGGUUCCUUCAUGACAGGAUUACAAGACCAAGUUCAGCUAAGUGGUGUGAAGCUAACCAAGGAUGCCAUCAUAAGGGACAUCAUCAUGGUGGAGAACCAAAUUCCAACCUACAUCUUAGUGAGGAUCUUGGUGCUUGAAAGCUCCAAACCUGCUGAUUCAGUUCUAGAGUUCUUGGGUUCAAUGCUCUUGUCAUUCUGCAAGAAACACUCUCCACUCAAGGUAACUCACAUCCCCACAGGUUCUGAAGCUGUCUCUAAGCAUUACCAUAUCUUGGAUCUUAUGUACCAUUUGGUGGUCUCUCACACUGAAAAGUCUGAAACACCAACAACACCUGAUCAAAGCGAAGGUACUUCUACACUUAAGAAAAGCUCAAAAUCUGAAGGCACAGCUGCAUCUAAUCACUUUAAGAAAGUUAAAAAUGUACUAUCAUGGACACUAGAGUCUGCAAAAAAGCUGAAGGACGUGAAUAUUCCGCUUGUGCAACCUAUUAAACGACACAUAGAUACAAUACUCAACAUGUCCUCACACCUUGAAAGUCUUUCAUCACACCCAAAACUUUCUGAAGAAGAAGAGACUCCUGUGGUGGUCAACAUCCCUUGUGUGCGUGAGCUUCACUCAGUUGGGGUCUAUUUCCAACCCGUGGAAGGUGGCAACAUGGCCAUCGAUUUCGACGAAAAGAAGGGCAUAUUUUACCUCCCUGUGCUCAAAUUGGAUGUGAACUCAGAAGUGAUAAUGAGAAACCUUGUGGCUCAUGAGGCCUUGACCAAACCAGAUUUUCUAAUCUUCACAAGGUACACUGAAUUGAUGAGAGGCAUCAUAGACACUGUGGAGGAUGUGAAGCUUCUCAAGAAUGCAGGGAUCAUAGAUUCAAGUAGCUCUCUCAGUGUGGAAGAAACUGAGGAACUUUUCAAUGGAAUGAGCAAAUCCAUUGGACCAACCAAGACUGAGAAGUUGGAUGAGACUAUUAAGAAAGUGAACAAGUACUACCAUGAUAAGAGGAAGGCCAACCUCUACAGAACCUUAACUGAAUAUGUGUACAAUUCAUGGAAGCUCUUCACACUUCUUGCCACCUUUGUGCUCUUGGCGAUGACAGCUCUUCAAACGUUUUGCUCGGCUUAUGAUUGUCCCAGUUAUUUUAGACCCAAAUAAGGUUUUCAUAUGAUGAAUAUUCUUAAUGGUUUCAAGUGUAUAAUGUUUCUGUAAAAUUAUAUAUAGCGUUACCUAUACCUUCCUAGCAUAUGCUAUUAUAUUCAUGCAUGUUAUUCAACUGAAACCAUCUAUUAUAUAAGAUUUCUAUUUUCUCUCUUUUUGAUA
This is a messenger RNA of Glycine soja, 1884 nucleotides long. Its product is annotated as putative UPF0481 protein At3g02645. The record is from RefSeq and is a predicted model, not a curated record. Bases 130 to 1719 code for a protein of 529 amino acids. The transcript has 2 exons. NCBI's taxonomy places the organism in Eukaryota, Viridiplantae, Streptophyta, Magnoliopsida, Fabales, Fabaceae.